Erythranthe guttata (spotted monkey flower) is the source of this 1449-nucleotide messenger RNA. The record is from RefSeq and is a predicted model, not a curated record. NCBI's taxonomy places the organism in Eukaryota, Viridiplantae, Streptophyta, Magnoliopsida, Lamiales, Phrymaceae.
UAAGAACUUAAAACCAGGGUUUCCAUGGCGGAAAGUUACAAACCCCAUGCAGUUUGCGUACCAUUCCCAGCACAGGGCCACAUAAACCCCAUGCUCAAGUUAUCCAACCUCCUCCACAGCCGCGGCUUCUUCGUAACCUUCGUCAACACCGACUACAACCACCGCCGCCUCCUCAAGUCCGGCGGCGGCCCGGUCGGAUCGCCGGACUUCCGGUUCGCCACCAUCCCCGACGGACUCCCGCCGUCCGAAUCGGAGGACUCGACUCAGGAUAUCCCUUCUCUCUGCGACUCCACCAGCAAGACUUGCUUGGAGCCGUUCUGCAACCUCCUUACAGAGCUCAACACCUCCGCCAGCGAGGCGGGUGUGCCGCCGGUGAGCUGCAUCGUCGCCGACGGGAUAAUGAGUUUCACACUGAAGGCGGCGGAGGCGCUCCGUCUGCCGGCGGUGGUGUUCUGGACGACCAGCGCGUGUGGAUUUUUGGCGUACACGCAUUACAAGUAUCUCGUCGAGAAAGGUUACAUUCCGCUCAAAGACAUGAAUCAGAUAACCGAUGGGUAUCUGGAGACAACGUUGGACGAAAUCCCAGGAAUGAAACGAAUUCGAUUGAAGGAUUUCCCAUCUUUCAUCCGUACAACAGAUCCAGAAGAUUUUAUGCUCAAUUUCGCCAUACAACAAACCCACGUCUCACACAGAGCCACAGCCAUAAUCUUAAACACUUUCGACGCCCUGGAACAAGACACCCUCCACGCGCUCUCCGCCGCGUACGCCCCACUCCCCAUCUACACAAUCGGCCCACUCAUCAACCACACUACCACCACCCAAGCCGCCGCCAGUCUCUGGAAAGAAGACCACAGCUGCAUCGAAUGGCUCGACGCCCAACACCCCGGCUCGGUGCUGUACGUCAACUUCGGCAGCAUCACGGUGGUGACACGUCAGCAGCUGGCCGAGUUCGCGUGGGGUCUGGCGGACAGCCGCAAACCUUUCCUCUGGUGUGUCAGGCCCGACGCGGUAGAGGGCAGCGGAGCCGCCCUGCCGCCGGAAUUUACGGCAGAGGUUCGCGACAGGGGCGUGGUGGUAGGGUGGGCCCCGCAGGAGCGGGUGCUGAAGCAUCAAUCCAUCGGAGGGUUCUUAACGCACUGCGGAUGGAACUCGACAAUAGAAAGCAUUGCCAAUGGUGGUUUGCCUUUGAUUGGCUGGCCGUUCUUCGCGGAGCAGCAGACCAACUGUAGGUACAGUUGCGUGGAGUGGGGGAUUGGGUUUGAGAUAGAUAACGAUGUCAAGAGGGCUGACGUGGCGGCGGCUGUGAGAGAGUUGAUGGACGGUGAUAAGGUGAAGAAGAUGAAAGAGAGAGCUGUGGAAUUGAAGAGAAAAGCAGAAGAGGCAACUGCACCGGGAGGUUCAUCCUCCGUGAAUUUGGAUAAACUGAUCAAGGAUGUUCUUCUACGUUAA